GCCCUAGGCCGUCAGGCCACUGUUGGGAGUGCCGGGCCUCGGGGGCGGCCCCGUAAGUGGGGCUUUGUGCGUCCCCCGUGCCCGGCGGGCGGUUGGAGGGACCCCCUGUAACCAGGCGGGUGUCCCGUGGGGUCCCCACCCUUUCACAGGCGUGGGGCUGGGCGUGUGCCCUCCCUGUCCUCGGGGGAAGGCCGAGCUCCGUGGCUCCCUGGGCGUGGACCCACCUGUAAGCAGGGACCGGGUCUGGGAGCCUUUGCGCUCCCUCAGCUGGCAGCCUGUGCGGGGCGACCGCCCCGUUAGCGGGGAGCGGGUCAGGUGCCCCCGAAGCGGAGAGGAGGAGCCUCCGUAGGCCUUUGGGCCCAGGGCCCCCCUGUAAGUCGGGGCCAGUGCCCUGGUGUCCCGGGCGCUUUGUGGUCCAGGCAGCGGCCGGAGGCCCCUGUAAGCAGGGCGGCAGCCUCUUUGGCCGCUGCUUCGCCUGCCCAGCUGGCUUUGCCCAGAGGGCCCGGCUCCCCGCAGCGGGUGGGACUGCGCCGUGCGUCGCCGUGGUGAGUCCAAGUGAAGCUUGGAGAGUUUUGUGGAAGUGGGGGGGCCUGUGGGUGGGCGGGGAGGGGCUUGGAGAUGUGCCUCCGGGGGCGCGGGGUCCGGGUUGCCUGCGUACGGAGGAGCCGGUGUUUCUCGGGCCCACCUGCCUCCUCCCGCCCUGGCAGAAGCCGUCGGAGAAGACAGCGGAGGAGGCGUCGUGCGGGACGGCAGCGCCGACGCGGGAAGACGCCGCGGAGCCCUCCGAGAAGAAAGCGGAGCCGUGGAGUUGGACGGCGAGGCAAGAGCGAGAAGAAGAGCGUCGGCUUCGCGCUCAAGAGGGGGCGGGAGAAAGGCCCUCUGGGCAAAGGCCCCUCCCCGGCAUCCCCGGGGCAGGGAUCCCUAAGAGUCCGGCGGGCAGCUUCCGGCUGCGCCCGCCGGCUUGGCGCUGGGCGACCUCCCUGUAAGCAGGGCUGGGUCCUUUGCCUUGCUUGGCGUUGGCCUUUUGCCAUCGCGCUCCUCUGGCUGCCCGGAGAGCGGGGCAACCGCCCUGUAAGGAGGGUGAGAGUGCCCGCCUCCGCGCCCGAGGGGGGAAACGGAGCUCUCCCGACCCCCAGCCCACCCUGUAAGCAGGGCAGGGCUUUUUCCCUUGGCACCUUCGGUGCCUGCUGGCGGUCCCUGGCCAGAGUGACCCCCUGUAGUCGGGGCGUGUCACAGCCCGUGUCCCUUGCCCCUCAGCGCGCUGAGGCCCUUCUGGCCCGUGCGCAGCCCGGGGGCAAGCCCGAGGCUCUCCUCUCCUGCUCGGCGGCAGGGCUGGCUCCCCACGGGUUGGCGCACAGAGCUUGCUCCCUCUUCUGGGACGUUCCCCCUUUGUGUCCUUGUCUUGUCGGUGUGAGUGAGCGAGCGAGCGAGCGAGCUGGUCCCUCCUGUAGCCCCCGUAGAGAUGUAGGCAGCGUAGCUUAGGCUUCCCAGGAGGGAAAGAGGGGCUCUGUGCAGCAACCGGGAGGCGCCCUCGAAGCCGGCGGGCGGAGAGGGGGCCCGGCCUUGCCCCUUCUUCCCCAGGACAGAGCGAAGCCCGUUAGUGGCGGUGCAGGCACCGUGACCCGCCUGUAGCCAGGGCCUGGGCGUGUGCCUGCGCUGCGGGGCUGCCUGUCCUGCUGGCGAUGUGCCAGCGUGAUCCCCCCAGCCCGUCCUCAGGGCUGGGGCCCUGUACCCCCGGCCCUAGGC
Molecule: messenger RNA, 1746 nt
Organism: Pseudopipra pipra
Lineage: Eukaryota; Metazoa; Chordata; Aves; Passeriformes; Pipridae
Product: serine/arginine repetitive matrix protein 2
Exons: 2
Coding region: 619-1482 (287 amino acids)
Source: RefSeq, a predicted model, not a curated record